UGAUUAUCAGAAUUGAGAGGAUAAUCAUUAUUAAUAAUUAAGUUAUUUAAAAAAGAAAUGUGAAAACGGAAAAGAGAAAAGGAAGAAGAAAAGAUCCAUUCUUUCUCAAGUAAAUCAGAAAUACCAGGUUUUGACUUGAACCCAAGAGCUGCUAAAAUAUCUUGGUUUAUCCCGAAUUAUGAGGUAGAAGAGAUGGAAAAGUCUGGUGGUAAAAAUCAACAAUUUGUUGAUUUUCUUAUUCAGUCCAACAAUUCUAAUGUCUGUGAUCCCUACAAUCAGUUAAUCGAUCCUACUUCAAAACCCUUACAAGAUCAAUUCCGAUCCUCAUCUGGUCAAGAUCCUCAACUUGAUUUCCAGCAAUACCCGAUUUCUCAGAACCAUGAAAUGACACCUACUUUAAACCUAACAAAUCUACCAUUCAUUCAGAAGGAGCAUGAUAUUUCCAGAUAUAUAUCUGAUCAUCAAGGGUUUCAGAAUCAACUUCUACAGAAGGAUCAUCAUGGUUAUCAGCAUCAAUACAAUCCCCAGGAUGCAUAUCAGUAUCCACAUGAUCUGCAAUAUCUGAUAAAUUCAGAAGCUGAGUCUAUAAAAAAUUAUCAUGAGACACAAAAAUCAUCUGUUUAUCAACCCCGAAGGACAAACUCCAACCCACCACAAGUUUUGACCCCACCACAAACUCCCAGCAACCAAAUGAAGUCAUUUAAUUUCUCUUUUAGCAGAUCAAGCAACUUAGAACCUCAAUUGUGUGAUCAACUAUCUCCUUUUUGUUCAGAAAACCCAUUGUUUUCUGAAAAUGGUUCCACACGAAGUUACUCCUUUUUUCAUGAGAAUGAGCAUAAAGUACCUAACUCCAUUUCCAAUACUUCUUUGAGACCCAGUGAACCAUUCCAAUCAACGAAAAUGCAAAGUUCCCCGGGUUAUUUUAAUCCUUCAUAUUCGCAACAUAUUAGUGUUCAACAAGACGGCAAUCCACCAUUUUCUUCAGCAGUUUUUCAAUCAAGAUCAUCGUUAAAUAGUUCAAUGCAAUUCAAUGAUAAUUCAUCAAAUCCUUCUCCAAAUGUUGUUUUGCGCUCAAGUUCACAAACCCAAGCUCCCAGUUUUGCAACCUACAACAAUAAACAUGUUCCUACGAUUCCAAAGAAGCGGCCAUUAUCUUUUUCAGCUGACUUGGCUGAAAAUCCGCAAUUUUUUAAAGAUGGCCGACAUCAGUUCCAAAAAUUGCCUCCAAGAUUUGAUGACAUUAAUGUGAUGAAAGAUGCAGAGAAGGAUGGGUUUAUAAGAGGAGAUUAUCACGAAGGUUCUGGAAGGAUGGGUCAGGAGUUUGAUGUAAUUCUGGAGUCGAGUCUUAAUACUGUUCGAAGGUGGAGUGAAAAUAAAGUUAUCAUGGAGGUGUUCUAUUGUUCUAUCUGUGACCUACCAACGGAUUCAGAGGAGAACCUGAAAAUGCACAUUAAAAGAAUGCAUACCAGUGGGAUGAAACAAGAGCAGUAUUCAUGUAGAGCAUGCGGAAAACUGUUCGACAAAAUGGAAUCUAUGAACUUGCAUGAGAAAAGUUGCGAUAUUUUCCGACCCUAUAGGUGUGAUGUGUGUGAGAAAAGAUUUAUAUUUCGUGGUCGGUUGAGAGUACACAGACGAAGCUGUGGUUUAAACUCUCCUGUUCCCUGUAAGGUGUGCAACAAACUAUUUAUAAAUUAUACAAAUCUAAACCAUCAUGUUGUUGUUCAUGCAUACAUGUAAAAUUCAAAAGGAAAAAAAUCUUUAAAAAUGUUUCUGAUGCUUUUCACAGUAAAAUAUUUCAAAAUG
Eurytemora carolleeae is the source of this 1803-nucleotide messenger RNA. RefSeq names its product zinc finger and BTB domain-containing protein 49. Gene Ontology annotation, cellular component: nucleus. Bases 193 to 1737 code for a protein of 514 amino acids. The record is from RefSeq and is a predicted model, not a curated record. Gene Ontology annotation, molecular function: DNA-binding transcription factor activity, RNA polymerase II-specific; RNA polymerase II transcription regulatory region sequence-specific DNA binding. Lineage: Eukaryota; Metazoa; Arthropoda; Copepoda; Calanoida; Temoridae. The transcript has 3 exons. Gene Ontology annotation, biological process: regulation of transcription by RNA polymerase II.